This is a messenger RNA of Knipowitschia caucasica, 1311 nucleotides long. NCBI's taxonomy places the organism in Eukaryota, Metazoa, Chordata, Actinopteri, Gobiiformes, Gobiidae. The record is from the annotation of a GenBank genome assembly.
AUGCAGAGGACUGAUGCAGAGGACAGUACAGAGACUGAUGUAGAGGACAGUACAGAGACUGAUGCAGAGGACAGUACAGAGACUGAUGUAGAGGACAGUACAGAGACUGAUUCCAAGUGGCCCGGUUCCAUCAAGCCCGGUUCCAUCAAGCCCGGUUCCAUCAAGCUCGGUUCCAUCGAGCCCGGGUCCAUCAAGCCCGGUUCCAUCAAGCCCGGUUCCAUCAAGCCCGGUUCCAUCAAGCCCGGGUCCAUCAAGCCCGGUUCCAUCAAGCCCGGGUCCAUCAAGCCCGGUUCCAUCAAGCCCGGUUCCAUCAAGCCCGGUUCCAUCAAGCCCGGGUCCAUCAAGCCCGGUUCCAUCAAGCCCGGGUCCAUCAAGCCCGGUUCCAUCAAGCCCGGUUCCAUCAAGCCCGGUUCCAUCAAGCCCGGGUCCAUCAAGCCCGGUUCCAUCAAGCCCGGGUCCAUCAAGCCCGGUUCCAUCAAGCCCGGUUCCAUCAAGCCCGGUUCCAUCGAGCCCGGGUCCAUCAAGCCCGGUUCCAUCAAGCCCGGUUCCAUCAAGCCCGGUUCCAUCAAGCCCGGGUCCAUCAAGCCCGGUUCCAUCAAGCCCGGGUCCAUCAAGCCCGGUUCCAUCAAGCCCGGUUCCAUCAAGCCCGGUUCCAUCAAGCCCGGUUCCAUCAAGCCCGGGUCCAUCAAGCCCGGUUCCAUCAAGCCCGGGUCCAUCAAGCCCGGUUCCAUCAAGCCCGGUUCCAUCAAGCCCGGGUCCAUCAAGCCCGGUUCCAUCAAGCCCGGGUCCAUCAAGCCCGGUUCCAUCAAGCCCGGGUCCAUCAAGCCCGGUUCCAUCAAGCCCAGACAGUUCUACGGAUACCCACGAGACGAGAUCAUUUACAAGUGGAAGAGGAAGUCUGUGGAGACCUCGGACCAGAAGUACUGGAGACUUUACCAGUUUGACUUCAUGGGUCUGAGGAACACCACGGGCGUGCAGACCACCACCUCAGCGAUGGGAGCCGAGGAGCCAGAGGAGAGACCUGGACCCAGACUCAAGACCUCCAGGGAUGUGCACUUCCGUGUUCUUCCUGAUCGAUACGAGCCUCUGGAGGAGGAGCACGACAAAGAGGAGGCUGAUGAAGAGGAAGAGCAGAGGAGGAGGAGGAAAGAGGAGAAAAAACACAAGAAGAAAAUGAGAUACAAGAAAUACAGGAAGAACGUGGGUAAAGCUCUGCGCUUCAGUUGGCGUUGUCUGAUCUCCGGGUUACAGAGUAUGGUUCCUGUUUACACUGGACCUGUCGCCGUGGUGACUACAAUGAACCAUCGAUGA